Empidonax traillii (willow flycatcher) is the source of this 2632-nucleotide messenger RNA. RefSeq names its product disintegrin and metalloproteinase domain-containing protein 9-like. The transcript has 22 exons. Gene Ontology annotation, biological process: transforming growth factor beta receptor signaling pathway; cell-cell adhesion mediated by integrin; membrane protein ectodomain proteolysis. Lineage: Eukaryota; Metazoa; Chordata; Aves; Passeriformes; Tyrannidae. Gene Ontology annotation, cellular component: plasma membrane. Gene Ontology annotation, molecular function: metalloendopeptidase activity; integrin binding. Bases 15 to 2579 code for a protein of 854 amino acids. The record is from RefSeq and is a predicted model, not a curated record.
CACCGGGAGGGGUGAUGCGGGCGGGGACCGCCAUGGCCCGGGCCCGGAGCCGCCUCUGCCACCUCCUGCUCGUCCUCCUCGUCCUCCUCCUCCUGCUGCCGCCGCCGGCCGCGCCCGGGCAGCCCGCGGGUUUCCAGCAGAUUUCCCUGCUCUCUUCCUAUGAAGUUGUAACCCCGCAGAGGUUGGGAAGAGAACGGCGAGAGGCUUCCAACAGCUCCUCAGUGCAGGACAAAGUGUCAUAUGCUAUUGAGAUCGAGGGACAGGAAUAUACCAUUCAUCUUGAAAAGAACAAAGAACUGCUGCCCAAAGAUUUCACAGUUUAUACCUAUAACAAGGAGGGAAAAUUGCAAUUGGAAUAUCCAGAUGUCCAGGAUCACUGCCAUUAUCAGGGAUACGUGGAGGGGACCCUGGAUUCCGUGGUGGCUGUCAGCACUUGCUCGGGGCUCAGGGGCUUGGUGACAAUAGGCAAUGUCACUUACGGGAUUGAGCCCAUGGAUUCCUCUUCUGGCUCUGAACACAUCUUAUAUCGGCUGGAGAACGUGAAGAAAGAGCCCACGACGUGUGGAGUGACGGCUGAAGGCCCGGAACAGGAGCAGGCAGAGGGAAAUCCCCAUCCCAGUAUGACCCAGCUGCUCCGGAGAAAGAGAGCAGUCCUGCACCAGACAAGAUAUGUGGAGCUGUUCAUAGUUGUGGAUAAAGAAAAGUUUGAAGAUUUUGGGAAGAGCGAAACAGAAGUAAGAGAACACAUGGUGCAGCUGGCAAACUUCCUCGACAGUAUGUACAUCAUGCUGAACAUCCGCAUCGUGCUGGUCGGUCUGGAGAUCUGGAAGUACGAGAACAUCAUCAGCACGGACGGGGGGGCCGGGGAUGUGCUGGCAAACUUCGUGCAGUGGCGAGAGAAGAACCUGGUCCUGCGGCGGAGACACGACAGUGCCCAGUUAGUCCUGAAGAAGGGGUUUGGUGGCACAGCUGGAAUGGCCUACGUGGGAACAGUGUGCUCCAAGAGCCAUGCAGGAGGCAUUAAUGUGUUUGGAAGGAUCAGUAUCCAGAUGUUUGCAUCCAUCAUGGCUCACGAGCUUGGCCAUAACCUGGGGAUGAACCACGAUGACGAACGCGUCUGUCACUGCGGGGCCAGCAGCUGCAUUAUGAGCUCUGGAGCAUCGGGAUCAAGGAACUUCAGCAGCUGCAGCGCAGAGGACUUUGAGAAGCUGACACUCAACAAAGGUGGGAGCUGCCUGCUCAACGUUCCGAGGCCUGACGAGACCUACAGCGUCCCAUACUGCGGGAACAGGCUGGUGGACGCUGGGGAGGAGUGUGACUGUGGCUCACCCAAGGAAUGUGAGAGCGAUCCGUGCUGUGAGCCAGGAACCUGCAGGCUCCGAUCCGGCGCUGAGUGUGCCUACGGUGACUGCUGCAAAAACUGCCGGCUCCUCCCCGGAGGAACCGAGUGCCGGGCGAGCAACAACGAGUGUGACCUGCCGGAGUACUGCAACGGCACGUCCCAGUUCUGCCAGCCCGACUUCACGGUGCAGAACGGGCACCCCUGCCACGACCACGAGGCCUACUGCUACAACGGCGUGUGCCAGUACUACGACGCGCAGUGCCAGGACAUCUUCGGCUCGAAAGCCAAAGCAGCCCCAAACAUUUGCUUUGCUGAAGUGAAUUCCAAGGGGGACAGAUUUGGCAACUGUGGUUUCCAUGGCCAUGACUACAAGAAAUGUUCCAGCUGGAAUGCCAUGUGUGGGAAGCUGCAGUGUGAAAAUGUGAAAGCCAUGCCUGUGUUUGGAAUCAAGCCUGCUAUUAUCCAAACUCCCAUCAAAAACACCAUGUGCUGGGGGGUGGAUUUCCAGCUGGGCUCUGAUGUCCCAGACCCAGGAAUGGUGAAUGAAGGCACCAAGUGUGGUAAUGGAAAGAUCUGCAGGCACUUCCAGUGUGUGAGUGCCUCUGUGCUGAACUACGACUGUGAUGUGGAGAAGCAAUGCCACGGGCACGGGGUGUGCAACAACAACAGGAACUGCCACUGUGAAGCAGGCUGGGCCCCCCCUUUCUGUGACACCAAAGGCUACGGAGGCAGCGUGGACAGUGGUCCCCCGUACAAUGACAAAGACACCUCUCUGCGGGACGGGCUGCUGGUGUUCUUCUUCCUGGUGCUGCCACUCCUCGUAGCUGCUGCUCUGGCCUUUGUGAGGAGGGACAGGCUGAAGCGAUGCUUCAGGAGGCUGAUGUCCCGCUGCCACUCGUCACUUCAGUCACCUCCUCCUCGGCCAGACACCGAACCCAGGGACUACCAGCACAGAGGCUUCUCCCACGGCAUGCCUUACGCCCCAAGAGCUGUGCCCACGGACAUGGAUCCAAACACCUUUCCUGUCCCAGCUUACCCAGUGAACCAGCACCCUCAGCAGGCUUUCCACCAGCCCUACUACCCUCCACCACAGUACCCAGUGCAGCAGCCGCCCAGGCUGCCCAGCAGGCCGCCACCCCCGCAGCAGAAGCUCGUACCUCAGGGGCCGCCACAGCAGAAAUGUUUACCUCAGGGACAGUAUUUCCCUUCCCGACCGGCGCCUUUGCCUCCCAAAUAGCUUUUGGCUUCCUUGGGGCCUUCCCCUGAGCUGAGCUGUUGGCAGUCCCCCUC